CCCAAGUGGUAUUUCAAGUUUCGCGGCGAGUUGAGUUUAAAGUACGUAGUAGUGUGUACGCGUGAAGUGUGUCGACUGUCUCUAUAGUUACUACUUUUACAAUUAUUGCGACUAAAUAUUUUCUUUUUUAGUUCCUGACUCCUUUAAACAGUACAUAAAGUUACCGGCUCUCUAUAAUUAACUGUAAACGAAAUGGCUUCGAGAGAUCCGGCGUCAGACCAACUGAUAAACUACAAGAACUCUGUUAAGGGUGCCCCCUCAUACAUAACAACUAAGUUUGGUGCUCCGGUAGGAGUCCAGUCUGCCAUUCAGACAGUUGGAAAGAAAGGACCAUCACUUUUACAGGAUGUCCACUUCUUGGAUUUAAUGUCCUCAUUUGACAGGGAGCGCAUUCCUGAGAGAGUUGUACAUGCAAAAGGAGGUGGAGCAUUCGGAUACUUUGAAGUAACACAUGAUGUGACCAAAUACUGUGCAGCCAAGGUUUUUGAAACAAUAGGCAAAAAGACACCAAUUGCAAUAAGAUUCUCAACAGUGGGAGGAGAAAGUGGAUCUGCCGACACUGUGAGAGAUCCUCGUGGUUUUGCUGUUAAAUUCUACACUGAUGAUGGUAUUUGGGAUUUAGUUGGUAAUAACACUCCAAUCUUUUUCAUCAGGGAACCAACUCUAUUCCCCAGCUUCAUUCACACACAGAAGAGAAAUCCAGCAACACAUUUAAAGGAUCCAGACAUGUUCUGGGACUUUAUGACUCUCAGACCUGAAACCAUGCAUCACUUAAUAUACAUGUUUGGUGACCGUGGCAUACCUGAUGGCUUUAGAUUCAUGAAUGGAUAUGGGUCUCACACAUUCAAAAUAAUCAACUCCCAGGGUGUACCACACUGGGUAAAAUUCCACUACAAAUCAAAUCAAGGCAUCAAAAACUUACCAGCUGACAAAGCAGCCGAAUUAGCUUCCAGUGAUCCUGACUACUCUAUAAGAGACUUAUAUAACGCCAUUGCCAAAGGAGAGUUUCCCACAUGGACCUUAUACAUCCAAGUGAUGACCAUGGCUCAGGGAGAAAGUUGCAAAUUUGAUCCAUUUGAUUUGACAAAGAUCUGGCCUCAUAGCGAUUACCCUCUCAUUCCAGUGGGUAAGCUGGUUCUAGACCGGAAUCCCAAAAACUAUUUUGCGGAAGUGGAACAGAUCGCGUUCAGUCCAUCGAACCUGGUGCCGGGUAUUGAACCAUCACCUGACAAAAUGCUGCAAGGGCGGCUGUUCUCUUACAGCGACACACACCGACACCGUUUGGGUGCGAACUACCUGCAGAUUCCGGUGAACUGUCCGAUGGCGGUGCGAAUGAGCAAUUAUCAGCGCGAUGGGCCUAUGAAUACGAGCGACAACCAGGCGGGCAGCCCCAAUUACUUCCCCAACUCAUUCUCGGGACCGCAGGAGUGUCCGCGUGCUGAGCGUCUUCAGCCACGAUACCCGGUGACGGGAGACGUCGUCCGCCACGACUCCGGCUUCACCGAGGAUAACUUCUCUCAGGCUUCGGAGUUAUACUCGCGUGUGUUCGACGCGGCCGAACGCGAGCGAUGCGCGCAGUACCUGGCCGAACACAUCAAGGACGCGGCCGCUUUCAUCCAGGAGCGCGGACUCAAGCUGUUCACGCAGGUGCACCCGGACCUUGGCGCCAAGGUGGCAGCCAAACUGGCGCCCUAUAAGAAAUACCACGCUAACUUGUAAAUUUUAUGAUAUAUUGUAUAACUAGCCGUCCACUUCGAGACGCAACACGAUCAUCGGUUAACACUAUCUGUGUUAUUUAUCAUAUCUUUUUGUAGCACUUCACGGUAAACAACUCGAAAGGAUGGUUAGAAUAUUCAAUGGGUGCUAUUUUUUAUUAACCUUUACAAUUUAUUAGGUAUAAGUAUGGUAUACAAUAUUAUUAUUCUGUAUUCGUUUUCAUAAUAAUUAUUAAUGAGAAAUCUUAAAGACUUGUAAAUUAAAUAAAAUUUACUAGAAA
Molecule: messenger RNA, 1996 nt
Organism: Leptidea sinapis
Lineage: Eukaryota; Metazoa; Arthropoda; Insecta; Lepidoptera; Pieridae
Gene: Cat
Product: catalase
Exons: 2
Coding region: 193-1719 (508 amino acids)
Biological process (GO): response to hydrogen peroxide; hydrogen peroxide catabolic process
Cellular component (GO): cytoplasm; peroxisome; mitochondrion
Molecular function (GO): heme binding; catalase activity
Source: RefSeq, a predicted model, not a curated record